Ochotona curzoniae (black-lipped pika) is the source of this 1662-nucleotide messenger RNA. RefSeq names its product sosondowah ankyrin repeat domain family member A (gene SOWAHA). The record is from RefSeq and is a predicted model, not a curated record. The coding region runs from base 1 to 1662 and encodes 553 amino acids. NCBI's taxonomy places the organism in Eukaryota, Metazoa, Chordata, Mammalia, Lagomorpha, Ochotonidae. The transcript has a single exon. Gene Ontology annotation, molecular function: protein binding.
AUGGCGCUGGCUGCCGCCGCGGCCGCCGCGGCCGCCGGAGUGAGCCAGGCAGCGGUGCUAGGUUUCCUGCAAGAGCGGGGCGGGAAGGUGCGCAACUCGGAGCUGCUGAGCCGUUUCAAGCCGCUGCUGGAGGCCGGCGACCCGCAUGGCCGCGCUGCGCGCAGGGAUCGCUUCAAGCAGUUCGUCAACGACGUGGCCGUGGUGAAGGAGCUGGACGGUGUCAAGUUCGUGGUGCUAAGAAAGAAGCCCCGGCGCCCGGUGGGAUCCGAGUCCCUGUCCCUGCCCCUGCGCAUCGCAGCGCCGCCGUCGAGCGCCCUCUCCGCAGCCCCGGGAGAAGGCGCUGCUCUUGCAGCUCAAUCCCCGGCCCCCGUGCAGCAGGACCCGGCGGGGCAGCCCACGCCACAGGAUGCCCCCGGGGCUCCGGCCCCUGCGUCCAGUCCGCCCCCUGGGGAGUCGCCGGUAGACUCGGUCCACGGCCCCGCAGACCCCCGACCUCCAGCCUUGGAGCCUGCCCAGCCCUCAGAGGGACCCUGUGCGGAUGCGGCCCCGCAACCCGAGGCGCCGUCGGAGCCAUCCUCAGCCCGCACGGAAGCGCUCACCCCGAGCCCGGGCUCGGGACUGCCACCUCCGGCCCCGCGCGCGCCACCACCGCCGAAGCCCUGCAUGCUGCCGGUGCGCUGCGUGCCGGGCCCCGCUGCGCUCCGCAUCCGGGCUGAGGACCAGGGCCUGCGCCGGCAGCUGUCGGAAGAGCCCGGCCCACGGAGCUCCCCGCCUCUGCUGAGGCGGCUCUCGGUGGAGGAGUCCGGCCUGGGCCUGGGCCUGGGCCCUGGUCGCUCCCCGCACCUGCGGCGCCUGUCGCGCGCAGGUCCCCGCCUGCUGCUGAGCCCCGACACCGAGGAGGUGCCCGCCGCGCCGCCGCCCUCUGCCGUGCCCCUGGAGCCGGCUGAGCACGAGUGGCUCGUGCGAACGGCCGGUGGCCGCUGGACCCACCAGCUGCACGGGCUGCUGCUGCGUGACCGCGGCCUGGCGGCCAAGCGCGACUUCAUCUCGGGCUACACCGCCCUGCACUGGGCUGCCAAGAGCGGCGACCACGAAAUGGCGCUGCAGCUGGUGGAGGUGGCGCGGCGCGGCGGCGCGCCCGUGGACGUGAACGCGCGCUCGCACGGCGGCUACACGCCGCUGCACCUAGCCGCCCUGCACGGCCACGAGGAUGCCGCCGUGCUGCUGGUCGUGCGCCUCGGGGCGCAGGUGCACGUGCGCGACCACAGCGGCCGGAGGGCUUACCAGUAUCUGCGGCCCGGCUCCUCGUACGCGCUGCGGCGUCUGUUGGGCGACCCGCGCCUGCGAGGCGCCGAGUCCGAUGCCAGCGCCGUCGGGGGCGGCAGCCUGGCAGCCCGACGCCCGGUGCAGGUGGCCGCCACCAUCCUGGGCUCCACCACCAGCGCGUUCCUGGGCGUGCUGGCCGACGACCUGGUGCUUCAGGAUCUGGCCCGCGGCCUGAGGAAGUCCAGUUCCUUCAGCAAGUUCCUGGGCGCCUCGCCCAUGGCUCCGCGCAAGAAGGCCAAGGUCCGUGCGGGGCUGCCAGCCUUCGCGGACGCCGCUCGCCGCCCAGCCCCGGGGCUGUUGGCAGGCCUCGUGCCCAGCGUGCCACCCACCACCUGA